Fibroporia radiculosa is the source of this 735-nucleotide messenger RNA. RefSeq lists its product as uncharacterized. Gene Ontology annotation, molecular function: double-stranded DNA binding; recombinase activator activity. The record is from RefSeq and is a predicted model, not a curated record. Gene Ontology annotation, cellular component: DNA recombinase auxiliary factor complex; condensed nuclear chromosome. Lineage: Eukaryota; Fungi; Basidiomycota; Agaricomycetes; Polyporales; Fibroporiaceae. The coding region runs from base 1 to 735 and encodes 244 amino acids. The transcript has 7 exons. Gene Ontology annotation, biological process: meiotic strand invasion involved in reciprocal meiotic recombination; homologous chromosome pairing at meiosis; meiotic joint molecule formation.
AUGUCUGCAAAAACAAAGGGAAAUGAGGCUAAAGUGUCUGUGUUGAAGGGCCAGGAAGCGGAGGAUAAGAUCCUUGAAUACAUAAAGCGGGCAAGUUUUUCAUGGAUCAUGAAUCGCCCGUUUGGUGCCGUCGAUGUCGCGGCAAAUCUCAAGGGCGCCGUACCAAAGACCGCGACGCAGAAAAUCCUAGUAGCACUUGCUGAAAAGGGCGAACUCGUGCAGAAGGCCUAUGGCAAGACCACCUUCUUCGUAGCGAACCAGGCCAAUCUGGAGGACAUGCCUGCGGAAAAGCUGGCAGCACUGGAAAGUGAGUACAAGGCCGUCGAAGAAGAGAACAAAAGUCUCGCAGCUGAAGUCAGAACGGUGGCAUCGGAGUUGGCCAAGAUUAAGGGUACACCCACGGAUGCGGAGCUCGCAGUAUCAGUGGAUGAAGCUGAGGUUGCGACUAAAAAAGCUCGAGAGCGACUACAGCCCCUCCGAUCUGGGACAACGCUCGUGUCUGCCAGCGAGCUUGCUCAAUUGGAUGCGGAUUGGGCAAAAUGGCGAGCAGAAUGGGUUCGCAGGAGGAAGAUUUUUACGACUUUCUGGCAGCUCGCUACAGACGCACUUCCGCCACAGGAAGCCGAAGAUCUUGGAGAAGACCUCGGGAUAGAGGCGGACACGCCAGAACAUGCAGGAGUCGAGCGGGGGCCGUUUUGUUCUGCCGCAAGUGGGCAGGGAGGACGGAGAAGAUAG